This is a messenger RNA of Camelina sativa (false flax), 2135 nucleotides long. RefSeq names its product DNA cross-link repair protein SNM1. Gene Ontology annotation, biological process: interstrand cross-link repair; double-strand break repair via nonhomologous end joining. Lineage: Eukaryota; Viridiplantae; Streptophyta; Magnoliopsida; Brassicales; Brassicaceae. The record is from RefSeq and is a predicted model, not a curated record. Gene Ontology annotation, molecular function: damaged DNA binding; 5'-3' DNA exonuclease activity.
ACUCAAUGGCCAAAAAGAAGCGACCUUUGGCGGGUGCGGGUCAAAAUUGACUCUUUUGUACCUUUUAGUUUCAUAGGAGAGAGAAAAAAAAAAUGGAGGCUUCUGAUGAAGAGGACGACGACUGGUUUGGUUCUCGUUUCAACGACGGUGUAAAUGAAGAAGAAGAAGAAGAGGGUUUUGUGUUCUACGACGACGAUGUUAAAGACGAAGAGGGUUUUGCGUCUGAUUUCUAUAAGGCUGGUUCUGAUUGGUCUUGUUUAGUGGAAGAAGAAGAUGAAGAGGUCGUUGUUUCUUCUGAGAAGAAGAAGAAGAUGAAACAAUCGAACUUGUUUCAGAUUUGGGGUUUACAAGAGAGUUCUCCUGAUACAACGAAGAAGAUGAAACAAACUGACUUGUUUCAGAUUUGGGGUUUACAAAAGCCUUCUCCUUUCACUUCACCUGCUUCUACUUCAGCGAAAAAGACGAAUACUAGUCUUGGAAAGAGGCGUAGAGACUCUUUGUUUAGCAAUGACUCGCCUAGACCAUGUCCUUUUUACAAGAAACUGCCAGGAACACCGUUCACUGUGGAUGCGUUUCGAUAUGGUUGUGUUCAAGGAUGCUCUGCUUAUUUCCUUACUCAUUUUCAUGCUGAUCAUUACAUUGGUCUCUCUAAAGCUUGGUCUCAUGGUCCUAUUUACUGCUCCUCUCUCACUAGUCGUCUUCUUAGACUUAGUCUCUCUGUCAAUCCUUCGUUUAUUCAUCCAUUGGAGCUAGACGUUGAAUACAGUAUUAAUGGAAUCAAAGUCACUUUGAUUGAAGCUAAUCAUUGCCCUGGUGCUGCUCUUAUUCACUUUCGUCUCAUAGAUGGAACGUGUUAUCUGCAUACCGGAGAUUUCAGGGCUUCGAAACAGAUGCAAACUCAUCCUCUCCUCUAUAACCAACGAGUUCAUGUUCUGUAUUUGGAUACAACGUAUUGCAAUCCGAGAUACAAGUUCCCCUCUAAAGAAGAUGUCUUAAGUUAUGUUGUGAGAAUCACAAAGGAUUUCCUCAGGAAGCAACCGAAGACUCUGAUUGUGGUUGGUUCUUAUAGCAUUGGAAAAGAAUGUGUUUAUCUUGCUAUUUCCAAAGCUCUUGGGGUUAAGAUAUAUGCAAAUGCUUCAAGAAGACGGAUCCUGCAAUCAUUUGGUUGGGAUGAUAUUUCUAAGAAUCUUUGUACAGAUGGGAAAACCACAUGUCUUCAUGUUUUGCCUAUGUCAUCAUUGAAAGUUGAAAGGCUCGAUGAACACUUGAAGAACUAUAGAGAACAGUAUGGAGCAGUUUUGGCAUUUAGGCCCACAGGUUGGACUUACUCCGAGAAAAUAGGCGAACAUCUUGAUCUAAUAAAACCAACUUCAAGGGGAAAAAUCACCAUUUACGGGGUUCCAUAUAGUGAGCAUUCAAGCUUCACAGAACUUCGUGAGUUUGUUCAGUUUUUAAGGCCAGAUAAGAUUAUUCCGACAGUGAACAAUGCAAAUGCUGAAAAUCGCGAGAAAAUGCAAUCAUGUUUCAAGGAAUGGCUCAGACGCUGAGACUCCUCCAGUUUAUGAAUCCUGAUAUGUUGAUCAUUAAAGCUUUCAAGGGAUGCUUGAUGAUUCUGUAAGAUCUUGGAUAUUCUUUGAUCCAGAGGUUUAUUCUUGGUUAUUCUCUUGUAUGGAUCUAGUAUAUCAUCAUGUGGCUAAGUUCUUGUAGUUAUGAUAAGAGAACUAGAAAAGAGUCCAAAGAAACAAUAUUGUCUAUAUUCUACAUUUAGUUAUCUGUACCUAGAAGAAGGAUUAGCAUCAACAUCAAGAUGAAUUGAUCAUUUGACACGACAAGCAAUGAGUAGAGUUAAUGCAAAGAAAGAAUAAGAUAACCAAAUCGAGGGGGAUUCAGUAUCUGGAGAUGGUGAACUACUAUUAUCGUCAUUGCAAAAACUCCGAUGAUACUUCGUGAUUCCUGUUUUAGUCACAUUCAAACCAUUUAGUUGCAUCACUGGGAACUGGACCAAUCCUGUCCAAGCAAGGGUUCCUAGUCUCACAUGCAUUGGCCUAUGAGAUUACUGUUUCAAAAUCUUUUGUCCUUAUGUGUUUGGUUGUUUCAGUCAGAGAUAUCAAACCAACGGAUCCUAUGAGUUAAUA